AUGCCUCCACGAGACCGUCCCCUUAUUGACGGUAGCGCCAAGCCAUUCUUCCUUUGGUGUAUGCAUUGUCAAAGACGCUGCGCCAGAAAGUACAAGCGGAACACCGACCGUCCAUUCGAAAUCGACUGUCACUUUAACGGCAAAGGAUCCAUUCUUUGUCACCAAUGCUCGGGCGAUAGUGCGGCAUGCGAAUCAGUGGCGGCGGGCAUGCUAGUAAAUGGAUGGGAUUAUUCCCAAAUUCUCCGAUGGGCCACUACCUUUUGGGGAAACAAAUGGUCAGAGAAGGUUCGUCUGAGCGUCGUCAAUGCUCUGAAGGAUUUGAACAGCGCGUUCAGCAUCACUGAAAGGGUUCAUCGGCGUGCACAUGCACUGACAUCCGAAGAUAAUGAAGUUAUGGCGACUUACCGCACUUUUGUCGAACAACGCCGCCGACUGCUUGUCCAGCUCCCUGUUCCUGACGAAUAUGAAGACGAGGAUGAGUGGGACUCUUAUGAGUCGUCGAGGCUCCUACGUCUCUUGCCUGGGGACCCUGGGUACGUUUCAUGGAUGGUGGCACUUCAGGCAUUUAGAGGGGCAAUCGAAGAUGCUAUCACCAUUUGUGCUGGCCUCCGUGGUUUGAACGAGGUUGCGGGACGCGAGUUGGUGGAUAGAGUAAUGUGCUGGUUCCCGGCUGCGUGCGAGGACAUUUAA
This is a messenger RNA of Aspergillus oryzae RIB40, 690 nucleotides long. RefSeq lists its product as uncharacterized. The transcript has 3 exons. Bases 1 to 690 code for a protein of 229 amino acids. The record is from RefSeq and is a predicted model, not a curated record. NCBI's taxonomy places the organism in Eukaryota, Fungi, Ascomycota, Eurotiomycetes, Eurotiales, Aspergillaceae.